Rhodofomes roseus is the source of this 1680-nucleotide messenger RNA. Its product is annotated as histidinol-phosphate aminotransferase. The transcript is spliced from 4 exons. Gene Ontology annotation, molecular function: pyridoxal phosphate binding; L-histidinol-phosphate:2-oxoglutarate transaminase activity. NCBI's taxonomy places the organism in Eukaryota, Fungi, Basidiomycota, Agaricomycetes, Polyporales, Fomitopsidaceae. The coding region runs from base 138 to 1400 and encodes 420 amino acids. Gene Ontology annotation, biological process: L-histidine biosynthetic process. The record is from RefSeq and is a predicted model, not a curated record.
CAGGUCUGCAGUGUAUCCCGAGUCAUGAUCAGUGACUACGAGCAGAGCUUUCUCGCGGCGAACCAGCAACCGCUGCUUGUCCUCCUCUACCAUAUUCUGUGGGCGAGAAAGGCGGGUAGACCGACAAGACUUCGAAAAUGACUAUCCUCGGCCUCGCACCGUCGCUGUACCCCAAGGCGCCCGCGCACUUCGACAUCGAGAAGGUCAUCCGGCCGAACAUCCUCUCACUGCACCCAUACCGUUGUGCGCGAGACGACUACUCGGAGGGUAUCCUCCUGGACGCGAACGAGAACGCUCUUGGACACUCCAUCCCCCGCCCGAACGGCGAUGCGCGCCCAGACACCUCCGAACUAGAUCCCGAGCUGCAGUCGACCCUCUCGCUUGACCUGCACCGUUAUCCGUCGCCGCGGAAUGACCCCAUCCGGGAACGUCUUGCGUCCAUGCGAGGGCUGCCAGGCCCUGAGUACGUCUUCCUGGGCGUAGGCUCGGACGAGGUCAUCGACCUGCUCAUGCGGGUGUGCGUUGCCCCCGGGCGAGAGAAGAUCCUCACUACACCGCCGACAUACGGCAUGUACGCCGUCUGCGCGCAAGUGAACGAUGUUGGUACCGUGAAGGUGCCUCUUGAGCUUAGCGGAGAGUUUGGCGAGGGUGGGGAGCGUGGCCGGUUCUCGGUCAAUGUCGAGGAGAUCAAGAAAGCGGUCGACGCGGAUCCAUCCAUCAAGCUCAUCAUGUUGUGCUCACCUGGAAACCCGACUGGCACGUUGAUCUCUCUCACCGCGCUGCAGGAGCUGCUGGACUACGACAAGUUCAAGGGCAUCGUCGUCGUAGACGAAGCCUACAUCGACUUCGCUGGAGAGGGCAGCGCAGUGCCGCUGCUGCACGACUACGCCAAUCUUUGCGUCAUGCAAACGCUCAGCAAGAGCUUCGGGCUCGCCGCUAUUCGAUUGGGCAUGGCCUUCGCCCACCCUGCGCUUGUGCAAAUUCUCAUGAACACGAAGGCGCCGUACAAUAUCUCGGCUCCCACUGCGUCCCUGGCGCUUUCUGCGCUGUCGCCGCCCGCCGUCUCGGCGAUGAGCGCGAAGGUCGCGAGUCUUGUGGCGCAACGCGCGGUUCUGCUCAAGGGCCUUGCCGAGCUCGCGCCCCUGGGCUUGGGCCCCGCGAUUGGAGGCAAUCACGCGAACUUCGUCGUGGUCCCUGUAUUGGAGAAGAGCGGGUCGAGCCAGCCGGAUAACGCGCGUGCACAGCUGAUAUACAAGACGCUCGCAGAGUCCGAGGGUGUCGUCGUCCGAUACCGGGGCAGUGAGCCAGGGUGUGCGGGGUGCCUUCGCGUCACUGUGGGGAGCGAGGAGGAAAACGCAGUGGUACUGCGCAAGCUCCGGGAGAUGCUGGAGAAGAUGUGAAGACGCUGAAUUUGUGUGUCAAGGAAUUCGAUGAGCACAUGCUCGUGGCGACCACAGAAUCGCCCGAAUCGGUUAUUCAUCAAUAUGGGCGUCAGGCGCCCAGCAGGGCUGUGAAAGAUUUGCCGUACUUCAUCGGAAAGAACGACAGAACCGAGUAGCGAACUAGUGCAGGAAGCUUACUCGACGUGGAGCAUAUGAUAAUUGCCGUUCGUCAAGUUGUAUGUGUGGACGAGCAUGAGGGCGCAAAUUGAUGCAGUGUGAACUUUGUUCGAGAUUCGAA